AUGGCUAAAUUAUCUGUUCCAAUUUCCCCACCAAUGGAGUCAACGGGUGAUAGGUUGAUGACCUUAGAAACUCAAGAUGGUAUUGCCUUGCAAGGUUAUUCAUUCGGAGCUGAGGUCCCAGCCGCAGGAGAAGUGGUUUUUCAAACUGGUAUGGUAGGUUAUCCAGAAUCUAUCACUGAUCCCUCUUAUGAAGGUCAAAUUUUGGUCAUCACUUAUCCAUUGGUGGGUAAUUACGGUGUACCAGAUAGAAAAUUGUUAGAUGACGAUUACACUCCAGCAUUACCAAAAUACUUUGAGUCCAACAGAAUUCAUAUUGCCGGUUUGGUUGUUGCUCAUUACACUGAGGAAUUUUCUCAUUUUUUGGCUAAAUCGUCAUUGGGACAAUGGUUGAAAGAGCAAAACAUUCCUGCUAUAUAUGGAGUUGAUACAAGAUCGUUAACGAAAAGAUUGAGAGAAAAGGGUUCAACUUUGGGUAGAUUGGCUUUACAAAAAUCAAGUAUCAAGUCUGAAGAUGUCAUUGGUGACAAGUCCGGUAAUUGGAAGCAAUAUUUUGAAAUUCCCGAAUUUGAUGAUCCAAAUGUUAAGAAUUUGGUUGACAAAGUUUCCAUUAAGGAGCCAGUUUUGUAUGCUCCGAAAGAAAAUAUCAAAUUGGGUAAGGACGGCAAACCAAUUAGAAUUGUUGUUAUUGAUGUUGGUAUGAAGUAUAACCAAAUUAGAUGCUUUGUCAGAAGAGGUGUUGAAUUGUUGGUUGUUCCUUGGGACUAUGAUUUCACUAAAGAAGAGUACGACGGUUUGUUCAUCUCCAACGGUCCUGGUGAUCCAGCUGUUAUGGAUGAAACUGUUGCAAGAUUGCAAAAGGCUUUGCAAGAAGCAAAGACACCAAUUUUUGGUAUUUGUCUUGGUCAUCAAUUAAUGGCAAGAGCUAGCGGUGCUUCAACUUUGAAAUUGAAAUUUGGUAAUCGUGGUCACAAUAUUCCAUGUACAUCAACAAUUUCAGGAAGAUGUUACAUCACAUCCCAGAAUCAUGGUUAUGCAGUUGAUACCAACACAUUGACCGAUGGCUGGAAAGAGUUGUUUGUAAAUGCAAAUGAUGGCUCCAAUGAAGGUAUUUAUCAUGAAACCAAACCAUUCUUUUCGGUGCAAUUCCAUCCAGAAUCCACCCCUGGUCCAAGAGAUACUGAAUUCUUGUUUGAUGUCUUCAUCAAUGCUGUUGUUGAUUAUAACAAGACCGGAGUUUACAAGCAAGUUGAAUUUCCAGGUGGAAAAUUGGCAGACAACUUGGCCGCUCAUCCAAGAGUUGACGUCAAGAAAGUUUUGGUUUUGGGUUCAGGUGGUUUAUCGAUUGGUCAAGCAGGUGAAUUUGAUUACUCGGGAUCUCAAGCUAUCAAAGCUAUGAAAGAGGAGGGUAUAUACACCAUUUUGAUUAAUCCAAACAUCGCCACCAUUCAAACCUCAAAAGGUUUGGCUGAUAAGGUUUACUUUCUUCCAGUUAAUCCGGAAUUUGUUAGAAAAGUUAUUGAACAUGAACGGCCAGAUGGUAUUUAUUGUACCUUUGGUGGUCAAACUGCAUUGAGUGUUGGUAUUGCUUUGAAGGAUGAAUUUGAAGGUUUGGGUGUAAAAGUUUUGGGUACUCCAAUUGACACCGUCAUUACAACCGAGGAUAGAGAAUUGUUUGCCACUGCUAUGUCGGAAAUCGGUGAAAAAUGUGCCAGAUCAGAAGCCUGUAACAAUGUUAAAGAAGCCGUCGAUGCUGCUAAUGCUAUUGGCUACCCGUUGAUUGUCAGAGCUGCUUAUGCUUUGGGUGGUUUGGGUUCAGGUUUUGCCGAUAACGAACAGGAAUUGGUUGCCUUGUGUAACAAGGCUUUCGCCACCUCGCCACAAGUAUUGGUUGAAAAAUCGAUGAAAGGUUGGAAAGAAGUGGAAUAUGAAGUUGUUCGUGAUGCUUUUGACAACUGUAUCACAGUUUGUAAUAUGGAAAACUUUGAUCCUUUGGGUAUCCACACUGGUGAUUCUAUCGUUGUUGCUCCGUCCCAAACUUUAUCUGAUGAAGAUUACAACAUGUUGAGAACUACUGCUGUCAAUGUUAUCAGACAUUUGGGAGUCGUCGGUGAAUGUAACAUUCAGUAUGCUUUGAAUCCAUUUUCAAAAGAGUAUUGUAUUAUCGAAGUGAAUGCCAGAUUAUCACGUUCAUCGGCCUUGGCUUCUAAAGCCACUGGUUACCCAUUGGCAUACACAGCUGCCAAAUUGGGUUUGAACAUUCCAUUAAAUGAAGUUAGAAACAAUGUGACUAGAUCCACAUGUGCAUGUUUCGAGCCAUCUUUAGAUUACGUUGUUGUCAAGAUUCCAAGAUGGGAUUUGAAAAAAUUCACCCGUGUUUCAUCAUUGUUGUCCUCGGCUAUGAAAUCUGUUGGUGAAGUUAUGUCUAUUGGUAGAACUUUUGAAGAAGCUAUUCAAAAGGCUAUUAGAUCCACUGACUAUCAUAAUUUGGGUUUCAACAAGACUGCUGCAUUGAUGUCAAUUGAUAUUGACCAAGAGUUACAAACCCCCUCAGAUCAACGUUUAUUUGCCAUUGCUAAUGCUUUGUCUGAUGGUUAUUCAGUUGAUAAAGUUUGGAAGUUGACCAACAUUGACAAAUGGUUUUUGAACAAAUUGGACGGAUUGAUUAAAUUUGGAAACAGAAUUGCCAGCUAUGGUAAAAAGGAAAACUUGCCAGUGUCAAUCAUUAGACAAGCCAAGCAAUUGGGUUUCGAGGAUAGACAAAUUGCUAAAUUUGUCGAUAGUAAUGAAGUUGCCAUUAGAAGAUUGAGAAAAGAUGCUGGUGUUAUCCCAUUCGUCAAGCAAAUUGAUACCGUUGCUGCUGAAUUCCCUGCUUUCACCAACUACUUGUAUGUCACCUACAAUGCCGAUUCCUCUGAUGUCACUUUCGAUGACAAUGGUGUCAUUGUUUUGGGUUCAGGUGUCUACAGAAUUGGAUCAUCCGUUGAGUUUGAUUGGUGUGCAGUUAGAGCCAUUAGAACAUUGCGUGAGAACAAAAUCAAGACUGUUAUGAUCAACUAUAACCCAGAAACCGUUUCAACUGAUUACGAUGAAGCUGAUAGAUUAUAUUUUGAAACCAUUAAUUUGGAAAGGGUAUUGGAUAUUUACGAAUUGGAGCAAUCUGCAGGUGUCAUUAUUUCCAUGGGUGGUCAAACAUCAAACAACAUUGCUUUGCCAUUGUAUAGACAAAAUGUCAAGAUUUUGGGUACAUCACCAGAAAUGAUUGAUUCAGCAGAAAAUAGGUACAAAUUUUCAAGAAUGUUGGACAAAAUUGGUGUUGAUCAACCAGCGUGGAAAGAGUUGACCUCUAUUGAGGAGGCAGAAGACUUUGCCAAUAAGGUUGGAUAUCCUGUCUUGGUCCGUCCAUCUUAUGUCUUGUCAGGUGCAGCUAUGAAUACUGUUUAUUCCAAGGAUGAUUUAGCAUCGUAUUUGACACAGGCCGUUGAUGUUUCUCCAGAUUACCCUGUUGUCAUCACCAAAUAUAUUGAAAAUGCCAAAGAAAUUGAAAUGGAUGCUGUUGCUAAAGACGGUAAGAUGAUUAUGCAUGUUGUUUCCGAGCAUGUUGAAAACGCUGGUGUUCACUCUGGAGAUGCUACUUUGAUUGUCCCACCACAAGAUUUGGAUCCUGAAACUGUAAGAAGAAUUGUUGAAGCUACUGCCAAGAUUGGUAAAGCUUUGGAUAUCACUGGUCCUUACAAUAUUCAAUUUAUUGCAAAGGAUAACGACAUCAAAGUUAUUGAAUGUAAUGUUAGAGCUUCAAGAUCUUGUCCAUUUGUAUCCAAGGUUGUUGGUGUUGACUUGGUUGAAAUGGCCACGAAGGCUAUUAUGGACUUGCCUGUCACACCAUACCCAGGUGAAAGGUUACCCGAUGAUUAUUGUGCAGUCAAGGUGCCUCAAUUUUCUUUCUCAAGAUUGGCUGGUGCCGAUCCAGUUCUUGGUGUUGAGAUGGCUUCAACCGGUGAAGUUGCCACGUUUGGUAGAAACAAAUAUGAAGCAUAUUUGAAAUCAUUGUUAUCUACUGGCUUCAAAUUACCAAAGAAGAACAUCUUAUUCUCGAUUGGUUCAUACAAAGAAAAACAAGAAUUGUUGCCAAGUAUUGCCAAGUUGAGUGAAUUGGGUUACAAGAUCUUUGCCACUGCUGGUACCGCUGACUUUAUCAAAGAACAUGGUAUCAAGGUUCAUUACUUGGAAGUCUUGAGUAAGGAAGAGGACCAAAAAUCAGAAUAUUCAUUGACUCAACAUUUGGCAAACAACUUGAUUGAUUUGUAUGUCAACUUGCCAUCAGCAAACAGAUUCCGUCGUCCUGCUUCAUACAUGUCGAAAGGUUACGAAUCUCGUCGUAUGGCUGUUGAUUUUGCCAUUCCGUUGGUUACAAAUGUCAAGAAUGCUAAAUUGUUAGUUGAGGCUAUUGCCAGAAACAUCUCCAUGGAUGUUUCCAACAGAGAUGCUCAAACAUCCCAUGGAACUGCUACGUUGCCGGGUCUCAUUAACAUUUCUUCAUUUGCCACUUCAUUCAACGACUUUGAGAAAACCACCAAACAAUCAUUGGCUGCCGGUUUCACUUUCAAUUGCUUCUUGCCACAUACUCAAACUGGUGUUGCUAUUACUGACUACAGAAGCUUAAUUGAAGCUAUUGAUCAAGCUGGAGCUGACGCAUACACUGAUUUCUCAUUCGCAAUUGCUGCUUCAGAAACUAAUUCACAAAGUGUUGCUGAUGCUGCUGAUAACGCUGGCUCUUUAUACAUCCCAUUCAACGACAUUGAUGGGUCUAAAGUCUCGGCUGUCAAUGCUCAAUUCACCGCUUGGCCACAAACCAAACCAAUUGUCACCGAUGCAAAGGCUACAGACUUGGCAUCUGUUCUUUUGUUGGCCUCCUUGUACAACAGAUCAAUCCAUAUUACUAGCGUAUCUUCCAAAGAGGAUUUGGACUUGAUUUUGAUGGCAAAGAACAAAGGGUUGUCAGUUACUUGCGAUGUUGCGGUCUUUACCUUGUUCAUUUCAAAAGAUGAUUUGGACUAUCCAUUUUUACCAACCAAGAAGGAUCAAGAUUACUUGUGGCAACACUUGAAAGACAUCGAUUGUUUCUCAACUGGUGUCUUGCCUUACUUGGUUGCCAAGGCAACUAACCAAAAGAUCGUACCAGGUUUGGGAAUCAAUGAAACUCUCCCAUUGUUGCUUUCUGCUGUCAAUAAAGGUAAACUCACCAUUGGUGAUAUUGUUGCAAAAUUCCACGACAAACCAGCCAAGAUUUUCAACAUUCCAAAGCAAGACGCUCAGGUUAUUCUUGACUUGGACAGAUACUCCGAAAUUGAUCCAUCUUAUCCUGAGUUUGCUAAAUUGAAAUUGAGAGGUGCGAUUGAAAGAGUCUCUUUCCAUAACGAAACUGUUGUGCUAGAUGGGUCAGUUUUGGUUGAUUCUGCUUUAGGUAAGAAUGAAGUUGGAUCCAGGUCAAGAUUCAACUCAGUUACCACUAUGCCACAAUCACCUGUAUUGGGCCAAAAAAGGGUUUCAUUUUCAGGAUUGCGUCGUCCGUCGAUUGCUCCAAGCACACCCGAACCACAACCAGCUGAAUUCGAAAAAUUGGGGUCAGAGUUGGUUUCACAACCGGUUGCUGGUUCCAUGGGAGAGAUUGCCGCAUUGAGCGACUACAUCAGAAAGAACAAUACAUUUUUGAGAAACAACAUUUUAUCGGUAAAGGAUAUCACCAGAUCUGAUUUACAUUCAUUGUUUACUGUUGCUCAAGAAAUGAGAUUAGCUGUUGAAAGGCAAGGCGUUUUGGAUAUUUUGAAGGGAAGAGUUUUGGCAACCAUGUUUUACGAACCAUCCACGAGAACCUCAACCUCAUUCGAUGCUGCCAUGCAAAGAUUGGGUGGUAGAGUUGUUGCUAUCAACUCGGACGCAUCUUCGGUGAAGAAAGGCGAGACUUUACAAGACACUAUUAGAACUUUGUCGUGUUACUCUGAUGCUAUUGUUUUGAGACAUCCAAAAGAAGAAAGUGCAGACAUUGCUGCUAAAUACUCUCCAGUACCAAUCAUCAAUGCAGGAAAUGGAACAAAAGAGCAUCCUACCCAAGCAUUAUUGGACUUGUUCACCAUCAGAGAAGAAUUGGGUACCGUCAAUGGUAUUACAGUCACAUUUAUGGGUGAUUUGAAAUAUGGUAGACCAGUUCAUUCAUUGGUACAUUUGUUGCGUCACUACCACGUUAGAGUCCAAUUGGUUGCACCAAAGGAAUUGGCAAUUCCAAAAGAUAUUAGAGACUUGUUGAUUGAACACAACAUGUUGGUUGCUGAAUCCGAAGAAUUGACUAAUGAUCUUAUUGCCAGAUCCGACGUCUUGUAUUGUACUAGAGUACAGGAGGAAAGAUUUGCAGAUAAACAGCAAUAUGAAAGAUUGAAGGACACUUACAUUGUUGAUAACAAGAUCUUGAGUAAUGCUAAACAGCACAUGUGUGUUAUGCAUCCAUUGCCAAGAACUAACGAGAUUAGAGAAGAAGUUGAUUUCGAUCAAAGAGCUGCAUACUUCAGACAAAUGAGACAUGGUUUGUUUAUUAGAAUGGCAUUGUUGGCCAUGGUCAUUGGUGUCGAUUUUUAG
Lodderomyces parapsilosis is the source of this 6627-nucleotide messenger RNA. RefSeq names its product bifunctional carbamoylphosphate synthetase/aspartate transcarbamylase (gene URA2). Gene Ontology annotation, biological process: L-glutamine metabolic process; 'de novo' pyrimidine nucleobase biosynthetic process. Gene Ontology annotation, molecular function: aspartate carbamoyltransferase activity; amino acid binding; metal ion binding. NCBI's taxonomy places the organism in Eukaryota, Fungi, Ascomycota, Pichiomycetes, Serinales, Debaryomycetaceae. The record is from RefSeq and is a predicted model, not a curated record. The coding region runs from base 1 to 6627 and encodes 2208 amino acids. The transcript has a single exon. Gene Ontology annotation, cellular component: cytoplasm.